AUGAGCCCCGCAGCCCCGCCGAAAGAGCACUUGUCUUCUGUCCCUGGCAUUCUUUCUAGCGACUAUAUCAGCUUAGCUGUGCCUGCUGCGGGAGAGAGUGAACGACCUCCUCCACCUGUCACAUACAUGUCCGCUCCAGCUUACCAGAGCCCUCUGCGACACCAUCGUCGUGCGGCCUCGCACAACAGACAGGUCAAAGAAACGCUCAAUGCGCACUCCGAGUACAGCAAUAGCGAAGAUGACGGGAGCGCCCAGCACCGCAUCAACCAGUACCUUAUCAAGCAAGAGAUAGGCCGCGGCUCGUUUGGUGCCGUGCAUUUGGCCGUGGACCAGUAUGGACAUGAAUAUGCCGUGAAAGAGUUCUCAAAGUCGCGCCUGCGGAAGCGUGCGCAGUCCAAUCUCCUCCGACGUCCGAGUGCCAGAAAUCGACAAAGACCUCAGCCUGCGAGGCUGGGCUUCAAUUCACCAUUACAUCGACACUCUUCUGACGAUGCAGCGGACCAUCCGGAAAACUCACUGGGCCUUAUCAAGGAGGAGAUUGCCAUCAUGAAGAAGCUAGACCAUCCGAACGUCGUUUCGCUAGUGGAGGUGCUGGAUGACCCCGAGGAGGACUCUCUAUACAUGGUUAUGGAAAUGUGCAAGAAAGGCGUGGUGAUGCAGGUUGGACUCGAAGAAAGAGCGGACCCCUAUCCCGAGGAGCAAUGCAGAUGCUGGUUCCGGGACAUGAUAUUGGGCAUUGAAUACCUCCAUGCCCAAGGUAUAAUACAUCGAGAUAUCAAACCAGACAACUGCCUCAUCACCGACGAUGACGUCCUCAAAAUCGUUGAUUUUGGCGUCUCAGAAAUGUUUGAAAAGGAGUCGGAUAUGAAGACAGCAAAAUCAGCAGGUUCCCCAGCUUUCAUGCCUCCGGAGCUUUGCGUAGCACGACACGGAGAGGUCUCAGGAAAAGCUGCUGAUAUUUGGUCAAUGGGGGUAACACUCUAUUGCUUAAUUUUUGGCAAAAUCCCGUUCGAAAAGACCGGUAUACUGGAGCUCUACGACUCAAUAAGGAACGAUGGACUGGACAUCGAGGGAGGCUGCUCCGAAGAUCUCAAAGACCUUCUACACAAGCUGCUGGAGAAGGUCCCUGAAAAACGGAUCCAGAUGGAGGACCUACGAAAGCAUCCGUGGGUGACGAAAGGUGGAACGGAUCCUUUGCUCCCAACAGACGAAAACAUCACCAUAAUAAUCAAUCCACCUACCGACCAAGAAGUUAAUGCUGCUAUUACAGGGAACAUGAAUCACUUGAUAACAGUGGUGCGAGCUGCUAAGCGAUUUAAGCAACUUUUAUUCAAGAAACGGCCAGACCUCAUGGAAGGGAUCUUGGGAAAAGGCUCUCGUAUCGUGCAACCUCCGCUGUCAAUAAGAGGUUCUUCUCAUUUCCGCACAUCCAAAUCACAAGACGCAGACGAUCGCCGACCCUUUGAAGGCGUCUUAGCAGCCGAAGGAAUCCAUCACGAUAUCGAACUUGAUGACGACAGCAACCACAUUCCAGUCAAAGCAACCGACGGGACUCACCCUCGCCAAAUCCAAGCACUUCCCAACGAGUCCGUAUCCAACUUGAAGGCACCCCGCGGCCUCGCUCGUUACCAUUCCGCUGGCGCCAGCAGCCUCGCCGCACGCGCAAAGCAAGCCGUGGAAGCAAACAGCAUCCGCGAACAGCCGUCCGUCGAAACCAUCAAGCCUCUGCGCAACAAAACGCCAACGCCACCACCAGCCCCCCACGCCGCUCUAGGCAAAGGCCAGGCGCACGACCCGCUCGAAGACACACUGUUCCUCCACAUCGGCACAGGCGAUGGCCUCGACGGCACUAGCGCGGACCCGGAUAACAAGAGCCUCGCCCCCGACAACUCUCACAUCAUCGUCAGCGAAUCGCCCUCGGCCGUGGACAUUGAUGUGUACGAGACGGCGUACCAGGAGGAAAUCCAGAAGAUUAUCAAAGCGAAAGAGAGUCGUGAGGGUGGGAGCAGGCCGACGCUGUACCUCACACGUAGAGUGGAGGGGAUCAAGGCGUUGAGGGAGAAUGAGUAUAUCCUCGAUACGGCGCGGUUGGGAGCGGAUACCGCGAAGCAGGGCUUCCAGAAGCUGGUGGAGAGGGCGAAGAGCGUGCAGAAAGAGCCUGGUGAGGGAGAGAAAGAGGGCUUGAUUGCUAAGGGAUUAAGGGGGCUAGCGACGGACAAAGAGGGGACAGGAGAGAAGAGUGGGGAAACGUCAGGGGAGAAGGACCACAAGGUGAAGGCUGAUAGGCUGGCGGAUGUCGUGGACAAGGCUGCUGAGAAAAGGCCUGAGAGCUCCCCUGAGAAGGCUCCAGAGACCGCAGAAACGACCGCAGAAACGACCCUAGAGAAGACUGAAGAAGCUAUUCCUGAGAAGGAAGCGAAGGUCGGGUUCAGAGAGGGCUUACUCGCUAGGGGUGCGAGGGGAUUGGAGAAGAUCAAAUCCGCAGUGGCGGAGAAAAAGGAGGCAAGUGCUGAGAAGAAGGAGGUUGCUAGUGCCAGCACUGGUGCUACUUGAGUAUUCCUAGGUUUCUGGAGAAUGAGACUCGGGUGCUUUGGAUAAGCUAGCGAGGGCUUUGGGUAUGUUAGAUGAGUUAGCGUCCAUUGGGACGACCUUGGUAUAAACGUGUGCCCCUAUCAAAAUUAUCUGGUAUGAUUAGGGUAGGGAGGCGAUGGGUUAGGUUGUGCGCCUAUGUAACAGUAAGAGGCUUGGGUACUGGAAGCAAUAGAAUAGUUAUUAGGCAUAUGAUGCA
Molecule: messenger RNA, 2788 nt
Organism: Mytilinidion resinicola
Lineage: Eukaryota; Fungi; Ascomycota; Dothideomycetes; Mytilinidiales; Mytilinidiaceae
Product: kinase-like protein
Exons: 7
Coding region: 1-2553 (850 amino acids)
Biological process (GO): intracellular signal transduction; protein phosphorylation
Cellular component (GO): cytoplasm
Molecular function (GO): protein serine/threonine kinase activity; ATP binding
Source: RefSeq, a predicted model, not a curated record